This is a messenger RNA of Numida meleagris (helmeted guineafowl), 11654 nucleotides long. RefSeq names its product EPM2A, laforin glucan phosphatase (gene EPM2A). The record is from RefSeq and is a predicted model, not a curated record. Gene Ontology annotation, cellular component: cytoplasm; nucleus. The transcript is spliced from 4 exons. Gene Ontology annotation, biological process: protein dephosphorylation. Gene Ontology annotation, molecular function: starch binding; protein tyrosine/serine/threonine phosphatase activity; protein tyrosine phosphatase activity. The coding region runs from base 9405 to 10364 and encodes 319 amino acids. NCBI's taxonomy places the organism in Eukaryota, Metazoa, Chordata, Aves, Galliformes, Numididae.
UAACAAUAGAAAUCAUGAUUUUUUUUUCAAAGCACUUUGAAGCCAGUAUUAAGAAGAUCUGUAAAGUUGCUGUUUAAGUGGAUGUUCUGACAAAUUCAUCCAUAUUGCAACUUAGGUGAAGGGAAAAAGAACUUUUCAUUUAUUGCUCCUUGCAGACCACAUGGAUGUAAUCACAUUAAAAUGAAGGGAAAUGCUAAAAGGUAUGACAUUUGUGUGAGUGCAUGUUAUGCUUAGUUUGAUCAAUAUAUCAAGCGUUUGUCAGUUUCUAUUAUUUCCUUGAAUUUAUGCAGGUGGUAAUGUUUGAACAAAGAUAUGCUACAGCAAAGCACGUAUUAGUAAAUACAGAACAAUAAAUGUAAGACCAAAAUAAUCGUUCUCCAGCCGUAUGGACAGAAAUCUAAAUAGAACUUGUUUACUUGGGAAAGAAUGCCAGCAACUUGUUUAUCUGACUUUGAAGUACUUGAGUGAAAAAUGAUGCCAGCUGGAGUUGUUAUGUAAACAAAACUUUCAACAGAUUUCUCAGUAUUUUGGUCUCAGAAGAACAGGCUUUAGAUCGUUAGCAGUGGGAAUACUCAUGCUGUACAUUUUCUCGUUCUGGCAUAUGGUGAUGCUAUCAGUAAAUUUACAGAAAUUAGGUGUUCCUGGAGAAAUGAGUAGAAUCCAUUGACUUCCAUGCUGUUUUCAAAGCGUUCUAAACCAGGUCAGACCGGCUGCUGCUUUAAAUGUGUCUCAGUUCUAGCACAAAGUAGUAGUUCUCUAAGUCUGAAAUGAGCUCUUGUAGGUGAUAAUAUGCAAUUCAUCCAUCACUCUAGUUAGCUGCCAAGUAACAGUUCAGUAGCUUUCUUUAUUCUUCUCUGCUUGAUGACAUGUCUCUAAAUAAGAACCUGUUGUAUAUGGAAGUGUUUGUGAAAAGCAGAGGAGAUUUGCAAUGUUCAAGUAGAUGUAUUUAAUACCCAAAUUAGUAGCUGAAAUUUCAUUAACCACUUAAAGUUUUUAGUUGAUUAUAUGUGGACUUGAAUGAAAACUGUAUUUCUCUGCAAUAGAGCUCAAUAGAGAAGUACUUAGCCUCUCUAGAAGUCUAGGAGAAUACAAAAAUGAGGAGCAUUAGAAGAUAAUUUUAAUUUAGCUGUUCCAACAGACAGCGCCACUUUGACUCAGCUGUUUUGCCAGGCAAACACCACUAGGCUCAGCUUUUGAAAUAUGCAGCCUGAAAAGAUGUAAGGCUCGUGCUUUUUCAGUAGAGAUGUUUCUGGAAUGAAAAAUACUGAAGUUCUCCUACAUAUAGUUGAUGUGUAUGAGUGUGGGUAGGUCUGCAAUUGCCAUCUCAUCUGUAGUGCUUGGCUUGGAGCCUUCUGUAGCAUGGAUUAUUCAACCGGCCACACAGUGCAACACGCUUGAUUUUUUUUUCAAAUAUUGAGAUCGGUAACUUUGCCAGACUGUUUAGUUCCACCCCACAGCCAAAUGGUAGAUAAAUACCAACAAGCAUCUGUAGAUGGUUACUAAGGAAACAUGCAUAUCAACAUGCAAAUAUUAAAGAUGCCUUUCAUGAGCAUAAUCAUUUGUUGGAAUCACAGUUGCAAACACUGACAAUUAUUUUAGCAUGUUUAAAUCUCUGUAUAUUGAUAAAGACUAUAUAAUUUGAAGGAAACAAAUGAGGUGGCUGAGAGCAAAGGUAAUAUAAGUGGUCUGCUAGCUGGAAUACACAGUCAGUACCUCAUGUCAUUUAUCACUGUUUCUGACUGAGGGCGAACUAUUUAGUAGCACUGUAACAUUCACUUGGUUGGGACUGACUCUCUCUGAAAUUCUGAUUAUAGAAGCAACAGAUGGAAUUACCACAUCUAGAUCUUUUAGAAAUGCUGAGGGAUACAGUUCAUAUUCUGUUCCAUUUAACGGGGUUAGUGAAUGUUUACAAUACUAAUUAUAUAUAUAUAUAUAUAUACAUAUUCAAACCUACAGUGUAAUUGAAAAUACAGGCUUGAUUGUUGCUUUCAGUUUAAGCCAAUGGAACUGUGGAUGCUUAUAAAGGAAAUCUAGUCAAGUCAAAUCUAGCCCAUCAUCAAGUGCUCUGUUGUGCUGCUGUUACCAGUCCAGGCUGGCCAUUGCAGCAGCCUGAUAACUUUAUUUCCCUUUCCUUUUCUUCCUUAAAAAAUAUUUUAACCACUGAGAUAACUGUAGUUAGUAACAAAUCAAACAAACUGAUAAAUUUAUAUAGUGUAAAUAAGUUUUUUUAAAAACAAGAUUAAGUUAUUGAGAACUUGGAACACAAAAUUCUACCAUAUGUACUUGUAUAAGAAGUACAACACACUACCAAGAUAUGUUGGUUGGCUGAUAGCAACUCAAGUGUGCAAAGUUUGCACUGGACUAGUUAAAAUUAUCUAUAUAGAAAUACAUGAAAAAAAAAACUCCAUUUCAUUCUUUUAUGGGCACGACCUUGAAAAGUAAAAGAUCAGAGCUGAAUUUAUUCCACAGAUUUCCCAGACAAGGAAUUUGCUAUCAAACAUUAAUUAAUUCUGUUAACUUAAGAAAUCAAUUUCACAUAAAUAAGUUUCAGAACAAGGAAUCAGUAAGGUGUAAAAGUGUGUGAUUGCAAUAAUAACAUGUUUGGGGUCAUGAGUGACAUACUCAAGGACUAUUAAAUGUUGGUCUGUGAACCCAUAAACAUUUCUGAUUAUGUUUAUCUCAGAACAGGAGAGGCUUUUGGCAAAAAUAUUUUUGUGGACUAAGUCUUCCAUAAUGGUCUUAGCUUGGGAGUAUUGUGCUUAUGUAAGUAUGCAGGUAAUGUAAGAUAAUGCAAACCAAGAAGGAAUCUAGUUAACUCUAUGUGCUUUUUCAGUAAAUUUCAAAGCACUGGGGAAGAUGGAGGGAGGCAUAACAAAUUGCAGACAGCUUGUACAAUCGUAUUUUCACGCAAUAAAGAUCAAAAAGUAAGUACUGACAAUGGUCUUGUUAUUCAGAAAUACGUGUGCCCAUAACUGUUCGAGGCAAUGGAACACACACAUGUAAUGUAAAAGUGUAACUUUUCAAGGAGAGUCUUCAUACGCUUACAGUGAAGUACACAUUCCUGUCCUUCAGAGGCUGUUAUAACAUUUUGUUCAUCAACAUGACAGAUUCAUUUUCAGGUGCAUCUCCAAACUGUUAUUCCUUUAAAGCAGAUGUGGAGUGAAAGAAAUCAAUGGUAAAUGGUCAGCUGGUGAUUUACAGUCAAGGUACAGCUCCUGAGCAGCCACCUGCGGCUCCUGUGCUGGAACUGCCCUGAGGGACUGGCUGUGCUAAUGGAAAGGCAGCUGUGGGAGAGCUUGAGCUCCAGUGGAAACAGGUCACUAUGAUACACAGCAACAUACACAUGCCAAAUUAAGUAGUAGGAGUCCCCUGUCUAUGACCUAGUCUCCAAACUAUGCCAUACACAUCUUCUGGCUCUUGGCUGCAAACUGUUGCCUUGACCUGUGGAAAGUUGCUAUGCUUCAGACUGUUUAUACACUCAUUCUUGACUGCACUUCAUAUUUUCAAGGUUUUUUUUUUUAAAAGCUGGAUGAGAACAGUGUUUGUUCCUCAGCAAGGAUUAUUUCUGUGUCAGGUAAGUGAAUUCAGUAAAGCUUGCCAGAUUAGCUGAAAUAAAGUUUCUUAAAAAGAGAAACAAGAACUCUGUAGUUGAAAAAUUGGUAAAUACAAGAAACCAAGAAGAUGAGGAAGCUGCAAUGUAUGGGACUGAUAGAGUGGGUAUAAUAUCAUAUUAAGACAGGGAGCAGUGAUGGAGUAGAUAUGCAAGAUCCCUGCACACUGUCGUCUACCUAAGUAUUAAAUCUACUUCACUGGCCUUGGCUGGUGGUGCAAUCAGUUCUUCUUGUGUGUGGUAGGACGGUUGGGUAGGCAAGGGUGAUUUCCAGAAUGUUUAAUUCCUCCUACCGCUUCACCUGCAUUUUAAGAUGUUUGCCUGGACUGUUACUCAAGAGUGGUGGUAAAAGGCCAGUUUCAAACAGGGUACCUUAUAAUGAGUUUAGUAUUGCAACCAUUUACUGUUACAUACUAAUUUGCACUUGAGAACAUCAAGGUACUUAGCGGUCAUUAAAUCUUUACUAUCCACUAAGCAUAACAGCAUUCUGCCUGUUUGUGCCAGGCAGAAGAGCUACGCUGAUGUGAGGGCUCCAGAUGGGCUUGGGAUGCACCUCACUCGCUGAGGCCAUCAUGCCGGCACAAGUGCGUUGUGUAGGGAUGGCAGGGCCCAGUGGGUCCCUGAGCCAGGGAGACCCCAGGGGAGGCAGAGCCCCACUGGGAGCUGGCAGCACUCCAGGAUGUGAACAGGACCAUUGUCCACAUGGACAGAGGCAGCCCGGGGAGUGCUGGGCCAGAGUGGCUAGUCAGGGCAUGGGUGUGAGGACACCACUGAGAGAGGCUGGUGCUGAUCUCUGGUAACAGAGACAGGACUUGAGGCAAUGGCACGGAGCUGUGUCAGGGGAGAGGCAGGUGGGAGUUAGGGAAAGGUUCUGCACCAGAGGGUGGUGGGGAUGGAACAGGCUGCCCAGGGCAGUGGGCACGGCCCCAAGCUGCUGGAGUUCAAGGGGCUUUUGGACAACGCUCUCAGACAUAGGGUUUGAUUUUGGCUGGUGCUGUGUGGAGUCAAGGAGUCAGACUCUAUUCUUGUGGGUCCCUUCAAACUCAGGACAAUCUACGGUUCUGCGAUUCUGUGAUUCCCUGGUGCAGAAGUUCCACAAGAAAUACAUAAGGCUGGCCUAGAGCGUCCCUCCAAGAGCUACGUGAGUCACUUUGCUUGAAGCAGGAACUGAGCUGUGUCUGGGUUUAUCCGCAACAUUUGUUGAUAUCUGGGCAUUGGUGAAACUGAUACAGCAUACUGAAAGGGCCCUCUGGUGAAAUAUACUGGGACUUUCUAGAGCUCCUCAAACAUUUCAGGCUGGGGAGGAUGCAAAGAUGACUUGUUGGUUUUAGUGGAUUUUGAAAAACAAACCCACUAGAGCAGUUAUUCCUGUAUGUAUUACUGUAUUGUUACUGCAUAUUUAUGCUGCUCAGUUACUGUUAAAAAUAAGAAAUUAUUAUUUUUUUUAAGUUAAGGGAAUAUGCUACACAAAACUGCAAAAAUGAUAAAAAUCUCCUGCAGUGUCCCAUCUGUCAUUUCAAUAUUAUUUUCCAACACAAUUCCUAAAAUGGUUAGUCACGUUGCAACUUCCUAGCUCAGUCUGCAUAAAAGGCUGCUAUUAGUACUAGGCAGCUAAACCAGUAAAUGGAGUUAUCACUCCUAUGAAGCAGCAGCUAAAAUGAAAAAGUUGGAAUAGCAGUGUUUAUCUGCUAAUAGGAUCUUAAAGUAUUCAAAACUCUUUCGGUCUUCAGAUUUUACCACAUAAUAUACAUGGAUUUCUUUUUACAGUGUGCUGCCUUUUCUAUAAUUAGGGUAAACAUUUAGAAAUCGCAGUAACUCUUUCUCAAUAUCUUUACAAGAAAGAAAAUGACCAAAAAAGGGAGUAAAGUCUAGUCUAGGAAGGAGCACAGCUAAUCCAAACAUCAGCCAAAACGUGCAAUUGGGGAAAAAAGAAAAACACAUCUAAAUGUCAUCCCUUCUCCAACCAGAUCCUUUCGAUAUCUGUGUUUUGGUUUUGUUUUUCAAGCUCUGCCUUCGCUACAGAUUUCCCUACUUGGAAAUAUUAUUGUUUGAGAUCACUGUUCAGCAACAGCAGAUAAAGCUGUGCCAAGCAGCAAACAGGCACACGGUGUAAAAGUUUACAAUCACUAAGGAACAUGCAUGCUACAGACAGAGGCUGCCUUACCACGGAAGUAUUAAGUUCAUCUGCCAAUUCAGUAGUGUCUAUUGCUGUGUUCUAUUUCUAUAUUUAGCAGACACUUUUCAAAUAAGAAAACUGUGGUGAAGAAAAUAUUCAACUUAGAAGGCUGAAUUGUGGACUGCCAAACUUCUUGGUUAGUGUCUUUAUCAUAAUUUCAGCCAGCAGUUCUUUCUCUGUAAGUAAGGAACUAACUUUCCAAGUUUUGUGAAUGUAACAAAAGUUUCAAAGCUAAGUUAAUGAAAGUAUGGGGAAAAAUUAAUGUCAGGAAGAGACAGUAUAAGAAACCAUAGGGAUUUCUGUAGCAUAAGGAAAACACAAACAUCACUGCAUUGCCAUUUAUUGUUAGAUUUGAGGAAGGCCUAGGCACACACUCAUAGAUGCUGCAGCUCUGAGUAUGAUGCUACAGCCUACAGAGCUGUCAAGGACACAAAGGCGUAGUAUCUAUUACCAGAAUCAGACGGGCCACAGUGCUCAGCUGGUAGUUUGUUCCCACGUGAAUGAAAGCUUAACAAUGGCUUCUGGACAACUAAAAGCAAUUUGAUUACUAGGGUUUUGGCAUCUUUAUGCCAAAGCUUUUUGAUGGGACCUGUAAGGAAUGCCAAGUUGGAACAGAGACUUAACGUAGCAAAACCAGGAAAUGGUCCUGUUUACAUUUGUGGCUGCUGAAGACGACUGGCUUACAGGAAAGACAUUCAGGUUUGAGAAUAGGGUUGAGGUCUGCAGGGAAAGAGUGCUGGUCAUGAGGUAUGAGGAUAAGGCAUUAUGGCAAGGAAACUGGCUUAUCAUUAAUUCCCUAGGAGGCUUAGGGUCAUGCUUAAAACCAAAUUUAGGCUGACAGCAAUGGCCCAAAAGUGAAAGUACUUCUUCAAUUCCUGCAAUAUCCAACUAUAAUAGCACAUGUAAGCUCUCUAUUGCCUCUUCAGCCUUUGACUCUUUGAUAAAACACCAGUUUAGUGAUGAGAAAUCCAUAGACCAUGCAAAUCCGGUAGUGAACCAUUUACUGCUGAGCUUGAAGCCAAACCUUAUGGUACUUACAGCUCACCAGUCUUAGAUCUAAUGAUGACCCAUAUCAUACUGUCUACAAACCUCACCCUGUCUACACCUCACAGUUUGGUAGUAUUCAUCAAUAAAAACUGUAUUUUCUAUCUCUGCUGUCCCUAGCCCAUAGAACUCCAGAGUCCCAGCCAAUCUUCACUUCUAGCUCUUAUCUGAGUCUUGCAAGAACCAGAAAUACAUCAUUUUUCAGCCUUUCUUAUCUCUCAGUGUUAGCACUAUAUAUUAUAGUAUUAUAAUCACAGUCAGAAAACCUAUAGCCACCUGAGAAACAAUCCAGUUCAUUGAAAAUCCAAGACCUUCAGUCUUCACUUACUACUUUGCCAAAACUGCCCAUCAUUUUUUAGGUACAGUCUGGAGACCCGCAACUAAUAAAAAGUUAUCUACCUCCCCCAGCCCCAAUGCUUAUCUUAAUUGAGUGGGUUUUUGACAAAAGUGCAGGAACUCAAGCAUGUCUCUCCCUGACACCUUUAACCUUAAUCCAGCACCCAAUGUUGGUGAGCACAAAAUGGUUUACGGUAGAAUCUGGAGAGGAAAUGGACUGAAUUAUUUUUACAGCUAGUAUUUUGCACAAGGCUAAAAAAAAUGUUUUUUAUUGCUUCACCUGCAGGUCUAAGAUGAGGGUUUGGUACAUAAAGGCACAAAGAAGUUAAGCUUUUUUAAAUGUACAUACAUGUUGCUUGUCUUUUUACAUUAAGGUUUAGACAACAGCCAGGAAUUAAAUUAUCAGAGGCAUUGCUGAAUCCUGCAGCUUCUUAGCUUGAAUGGUGCCUGGAAUGAAUGGCCACAUAUCACAGAAUUAUUACGGUUGGAAAAGACCUGUAAAUCAUUCAGUCCAAACAUCAACCCACUACCACCAUACCACUAACCCAUGUCCUUCACUGACACAUCCACCCUUUUCUUAAACACCUCCAGGGAUUUUGACUCCACCACCUCUUUGGGGUUUUAUGUAGAUGCAAGAUGCUUUUGGGGCUACUGUCACACUUGAUCUUUGGGGUAGAAAAUCUAAGCUUAUCACUGUGCUCUGUAUUGACCAUAAUACUAAAAUGAAGGUGUAUGUUACAAGGGUAGAUAUUUGAAAGACAAUUAUGAGAUAGGUUAUGGGUAACUUGACUGCAAGGGUGAGCAAAAGCAAGGAUUAAAAACUGUGGCUUUGUUCCACAAAAGCAACAGGCAUAGGGAGAGGGCUGGUGCUAACAGAAAUGCAUGGAGGGCUGCCAGAAUCCCCUUCACUUUGGUUAUGUCUGGAACAGUGGUGGCAUAUCACUUACAAAAGUUGAAUCAGGAUCAGUGAAAAUGAGCUCAAGCAUUCUUAAAAAUAAAUUUGGCAGUACAUACUCUUCAGCGUGUCAUCACCACUGAACACAGGAAACAAGCAGCCACCUUUUGAGGCAGGAUUUCUUUUGACUCACUGAAAGGCCUUCAUCCUGUUCCCAGAACUUGACCUAAAUAAAGUUACUACUUCUCUGUUUCUGUCUUUAAACGCUUCUGAAAUGGGUGUAUUCAGACAAGGACUGUGCUAUAAAUGGUUGGAUUGCAUCCUUUUCCUCAGUCUUUACAAGCCCUGAAUACUGCUAGAUGUGGGAGUUGCCAAAUUACAGCCAGAAGGGCAAGCCAGAAUGCAGGCAAUUGGGAGCUGCAGAAUUUUCAAAGAGCUGUCGACCACCUGCUGCCCCUGCCAGUCCCUCGCACUUCUGGUCUCACCAUGGCUGGUGGCUGCCUGCCUGCCAAGAAGGUAUAACUAACUAUCCCGAGCACUUGGCAUGUUAUUUGGGACCAAACCUUGAGAAUGAUUGUAAUGCUGCAGGUAUAGCAGUGAUUUAAUGAGGUGUUUGCUGCACUGAAUUAAGUCUCUCCGGAGUAAUUGCAGCAGCUUCAUUUAACAAAGCAGUAAUACUUACUAAAGUCAAUAUACACGACGUGCAACCUUUUGCAACCUCAGAUCAUUAUUUAUCUGCUAAUAGUCAUAGAUCCACUGAAUAUCCCGAGUUGGAAGGGACCCACACAGAUCACCAAGUCCAGCCCCUGGUUCCAAACAGCACCACUCAAAAUCAAACCCUAAGAGAGCAUUGUCCAAAUGCUGCUUGAACUCCGGCACUUUGGGCCGUGCUCACUGCCCUGAGUAGCCUGUUCCAUGCCCACCGCCCUCUGGUGCAGAACCUUACCCUAACCCCCAACCUCAGGCUCCCCGACACAGCUCCAUGCCACUCCCUCGGGGAGAUGUGAUCGGAUGGGGUAGGGUAGGGCAGAGCAGCUCAGCUGGAAGGGACUUUCUGCCUGACCACUUCAGGACUUACCAAAAGUUAAAGCCGACUAAUGAGGUAAUCAUCCUACCGUCUCUCGAACACUGACCAACCACCUCGCUAGGACCCUGUUCGAGUGCUUGGCCACGUUACACCCGAGCGCGGUAAGGCAGACAAGCCCUUAACGCGCGGGCAGCACGCACACCACCCCGCCAAGGCCCAGCCGGCGCGCCCCGCCCGCCACGGUCACCCCCGCCGGAAGUGAGGGUGCGGGGCGGCCCCUGGCGGCGGCACGGCCUCGGUCCCCCCACGGUCCGCUAUGCUGUUCCGCUUCGGCGUGGUGCUGCCGGCCCGCAUGGCGGAGGGCGGCGGCGCGCUGCUGGUGGCCGGCUCGCGGCCGGAGCUGGGCGAGUGGGACCCGCAGCGCGCCGUGCCCAUGCAACCGGCCCGGCCGGCCGCGGCCCUAGCAGCCCAGGAGCCGGUGCUGUGGCUGGGGGAGGUGCUGCUGCCGGACGAGGACACCGCCAGCCCCUUCUGGUUCAAGUUCCUGCGACGGGAGGGCGGCCACCUGCUCUGGGAAGGUAAUGGGCCCCAUCAUGAUCGAAGUUGUGUUUACAACCAGAACAACAUAGUCGAUGGAGUUUACUGCCUCCCGAUAGCACACUGGAUUGAAGUCUCUGGACACACUGAUGAGAUGAAACAUACAACUGACUUCUAUUUUAAUAUUGCAGGACAUCAAGCUAUCCAUUACUCAAGAAUUUUGCCAAACAUCUGGCUGGGAAGUUGCCCUCGGCAGCUGGAGCAUGUGACGGUCAAGCUAAAGCACGAGCUGGGUGUCACAGCAGUGAUGAACUUCCAGACCGAGUGGGACAUUGUUCAGAACUCCUGGGGCUGCAAUCGCUACCCAGAACCUAUGAGCCCUGAAGUCCUCAUGAAACUGUACAAAGAGGAAGGUCUUGCCUAUGUCUGGAUGCCAACCCCAGACAUGAGCACUGAAGGAAGAAUACAGAUGUUGCCGCAGGCUGUCUGCCUCCUGCAUGGGCUGCUGCAGAAUGGACACACUGUCUACGUUCAUUGCAAUGCUGGCGUUGGCAGGUCUACAGCUGCUGUCAGCGGCUGGCUGAAGUAUGUGAUGGGAUGGAGCCUGCGGAAGGUACAGUACUUCUUGGCUUCCAGGAGACCGGCAGUCUACAUAGAUGAGGAAGCUCUGAUUCGUGCUGAAGAUGAUUUCUUCCAAAAAUUUGGACCUCUUCGUUCCUCAUGUAAAGUGGAAGGGUAGAAAAGCAGAAGAGGAAGCAGACAGGUGAAGAGCAAUCCUUACAUGUGAAUCCCAACAACUUAGAAAUCAUGAAUCAGACUUCUGCCUCUCCUGAUCAGAUUGUACACUUGUCUUAACAGUCCUGAGAAUUUUGUUAAGAAGUGCCUUUGAGUGUUUUUCAUUUGCGUUCUUUAAGCUGAUAUGAUUCAUGUUUUUCAGCCUUUUGCUACAAGUACAAGACCCAAGGUCUGCAAAAGGAGACUAAGAUUCUAUUUUAACUAUUUGCCUACAGGAACUGAUGGUUACGGUAGACGUAAUAAGACAAGACUUGAAAUAAAAUAAUUACUGUUGGCAGUAUUUCAGUAACAAGAAGGGAAAGACAUUCUCAGAAAAACAGGUGUAAGGUUGACUGAGUUAAGGUUCAGAUUUGGAUGGAGCUGAGGAUAGUCAAAGCUGCUCAGUUGUUUUAGAGUGUACCUUAUUGAAAUGUUUUCUAGUAAUUUUGUAGAAAAAUGGUUUUGAUGAGAAAGACCAGAAACUGAUUUUUCAUCUGAGUUUCUUAAGCAAAAAUGCAGUGAACUCAAUUUUGAUUUUUUUUUUUUUUUUGCCUAUGCAGUUAAUGUUAAAUAUUUUGAGAGCUCCCAGCCCUGCUUGGGUAAAACCAGUUUGCUGUAGGAUAGGUCCAAGAUUGACCAAGGGAGGAAAAACAUUCUCCAGGGAGCAGAGGAUUAAGGAUACAUAAACAUUAAGAAACUAAUUUCUAUAGAUUUAUUCUUCGGUGAAAACUUUUUUCUUUUUCAACCAACUGACUUGUCCCUCUAAAGAUCCGAGCAGUGCCAGAGUAAUACAACUGAUAAAUUUAGUUUAUCUGAAUAUUUAAUAUGGAAAGGGGUGUGAACUAUUCGUGGAGAAAGUCCAGCAUAAUGUAAUAUGAUGUUUUAUUUAUUUCUACUUUAAUUAUCUUCAAAAGAAAAAUGGCAAUUUCAGUUAUUCUAAAUGUGAGGUUUUGAUCAUGACUUCAUUUCUGGUUUGUUUCUUUGUUUUUGCUUUGAAGUAACACUGCCUGUUUGGAUAUGAACUGUUAAUGGAGAAUGCCCAGUAUAAUACAAUAUGUUUUAUUUAUCCUAUAUUUCAGUAUUCUUCAAAAGGUGAAAAAAAAUAUUUAAGUUAAUUAUAUAUGUGUGGUUUUGAUCCUGAUUUUUUUUUUUUACAUUUUUUGUUUGCUUGUUUGGUUUUGGGUUUGCUUUGCAAUAACAGUGCCUGUUUAGAAAGUGGAUGAGAGAAGUCCACUAUUAAAUAACUUCAUGAUGA